This is a messenger RNA of Cryptomeria japonica (Japanese cedar), 531 nucleotides long. Its product is annotated as chaperone protein dnaJ 20, chloroplastic. NCBI's taxonomy places the organism in Eukaryota, Viridiplantae, Streptophyta, Pinopsida, Cupressales, Cupressaceae. The record is from RefSeq and is a predicted model, not a curated record. The transcript has a single exon. Gene Ontology annotation, cellular component: chloroplast. The coding region runs from base 1 to 531 and encodes 176 amino acids.
AUGGAGUACAGUGCAUCAAUUAAGGGUUUACAGGCGUCCCCUCGUCUUACGAGCAAGUGUGCUUCUUCUGGAAUUUCACGGGUCAGAAUUGGAGUGAGGCCAAAGCAUUCGACAAGUAUUAGGGCAUUUCAAUCUCAAAAUGCUUCCUUUCCUUCGUCUUCUUCAUUGUAUGAUGUUCUCUGUGUCUCUCCCGACGUCAGUGCGAGUGAUAUAAAACGCGCAUACCGUAGAAUGGCUCUCAAAUACCAUCCUGAUGUCUGCCCUGCUGCAGAGAAGGAGGAGUGUAGCAAAUUGUUCCUUCAAGUUCAGGAGGCUUACGAGACUCUGUCGGAUCCUCUGCUCCGCCAGGAUUAUGAUUGGAGACUGCAGAACAUGUUCACAGUAGGCGAUUACGAAGGCAGAUUGGAGAGCAGUCAUGUGUGGGAAGCUCAGCUGAUGGAGUUGAUUAGGAGGAGAUCGGGAAAUAACUCGUCGUCAUGGGGUAGCAGAAUGAGAAGACGAAAUCAAGAGGGGGCUUAUGCUUGCUUUUGA